Molecule: messenger RNA, 3757 nt
Organism: Mya arenaria
Lineage: Eukaryota; Metazoa; Mollusca; Bivalvia; Myida; Myidae
Product: hemocyte protein-glutamine gamma-glutamyltransferase-like
Exons: 16
Coding region: 190-2385 (731 amino acids)
Biological process (GO): peptide cross-linking
Molecular function (GO): protein-glutamine gamma-glutamyltransferase activity
Source: RefSeq, a predicted model, not a curated record
GGAACAUGAUACACUGUAUGGCCGUAUUGAAAUGACUGCAUGUCAUGCACACGCAAGCAGUAAGAACUAGCAAAGAAUGAUUUUCCGCAUUUUGUGGUCAUACUCAUUUACAGUGAGGUUUACUUAAAGAACACGCCAGGUGAAUUGAGCUGGAUUGUCAGACCGAGCGGUGGCCCUCCAACGGACAUUAUGUACGGCCUUUUUAACGGGAAAAGUAACAUCAUCCGCACUUCUGACACCAAAAAGUUGAAAUCUAAGGAUCCGGCGGAUCUUCAAGUGAAGGAAGUGGUUCUUGAUAUCGUAAACAAUACGAAAGCUCACUAUACGGAUGAGUUUGACAUCACCAAUCCAAGCGACCGUGCCAGCCGGAAGUUGCUUAUUGUUAGGCGCGGGCAGGCAUUCAAGAUCAACGUCACAUUUAAUCGCGCGUUUGAUAAAAAUCAGGAUGAUCUCAGACUGACGUUUCAGUUCGGCAAACAGCCGAAGCCAUCAUCAGGCACGUUCAAGGAUAUCAUUUUGUCCGAAAUGGAUGACAGGAACGCUUGGGGAGCUUGGUUAGAAUCAAGCACGGACAACGUGGCUUCUUUUCAGAUUAUGACGCCACCAACGAUUCCCGUGGGAAAAUGGAAAAUGGGCAUUGACGUCAUCAAGAGAAAAGAACGAAGUUCAGUUACAUUUAGAUAUGAACACAAGGACCACAUUUACAUCCUCUUUAAUCCGUGGUGCAAAGAUGACAGCGUGUACAUGGAAGAUGAAGACGGUUCCCUUCUUGGGGAGUACGUCCUCAAUGACACAGGCAAAAUUUACGUUGGCUCCAGUAAAAGUAUUCAUUCAACGCCCUGGGUGUUCGGACAGUUCACCGGUGAUGUUUUGAACACCGCCUUGUACCUUCUGGAUUGUGGCUGGUUAAGAGAUGAAAACAGGGGCAAUGCCAUAUUGGUCGCAAGAAAACUCUCAGCCUUGGUGAACAGCAAUGAUGAUAAUGGCGUGCUUGUCGGCCGUUGGCAAGAACCUUAUACGGGAGGAGCACGUCCAACAACAUGGGUUGGAAGUGUCGCCAUUUUGAAUGAGUUCUUCCGGAAGAAGAAGCCGGUGAAAUAUGGACAGUGUUGGGUGUUUUCGGGCGUUCUUACGACGGUUUGUCGAGCCAUUGGUAUCCCAGCCCGCAGUGUGACGAAUUUCGACUCUGCACAUGACACGAAUGGCAGUAUGACCAUAGACCACUACGUGGAUUCGAAAGGAGAAAUAGUGAACUUUGAUGAUAGACCAGAUUCACGCUGGAACUUUCACGUGUGGAACGAUGUGUGGAUGGCGCGGCCAGAUCUUGAGCCAGGAUAUGGCGGCUGGCAGGCCAUUGACGCCACUCCCCAGGAAAUGAGUAACGGAUAUGCCCAAAUGGGACCGAUGUCAUUGCGGGCUAUUCGCGAAGGGAAGGUUGUAAUGAAUUACGACGGACCAUUUGUUUUUGCCGAGGUAAAUGCUGACGAGGUAUAUUGGAAGCUGGAUGGAAAAAGAGGAACGAAGGUUAUCAAAGUGAACACUGACAGCAUUGGGAAGUGCAUAAGCACAAAGCGUGUGCCAGGAACCAAGACACUGAUACCCGGAGACCAGGAUGAGGACAGGGAGGAUGUAACACACCUUUACAAGUUUAAAGAAGGUACACCAGAAGAAAGAGCCGCUGUGAAAGAAGCAAUCACACACUCCAAGACCAAGAACAUAUGCGACAUGGAAACUAAGGACGUGAACUUUGCAGUGAUGGGAAUGACUGACCUGUAUGUUGGUCAGGCGAUAAACAUGCAGCUGUUGAUGGAGAACAGGAGCUCCGACAAUAGAACAAUCCAUGGCACAGUUGUGAUAGGAACUACUUACUACACUGGGGUAUUCCACAAGGAGUUACUUAAGAAAAAGUUUCGGAACACCAUCGUGAGGCCGCAGCAACAGGAAAAGUGUGAGUUUGAGGUCGAUGACUACUAUGAGCACCUGCUGGACCACGGCCUCUGUACAAUGUCCGUCGUGUGUUAUGUCAAGGAGACCGAGCAGCACUUCAUAGAAAGGAAAACUGUCCGACUGAAAUAUCCAGAUAUAAAUUUUACUUGCGGCAUUGAUGAGAUGAAUGCGGUGCAGCUUCUCGGAAAAAAGACCCAUGCAGAGGUAUAUUUCGAGAACCCACUUCCUAUUGCACUUACCAAAUGUGAGCUCCGAGUUGAGGGACCAGGACUACUGAAGCCAGUCAUCUGCAAACAACCGAAUGUCGUGCCGAAGGGAAAGUUCAAAACGACAAUUACUGUGGUCCCCACGAAGAUCGGUAAGAGGGAUAUCGUCGUGUCCUUUAACUGUCAGCAGCUCCCUGGCUGGAAAGCGACUAAAACAAUCACUGUGACGUAGACAAAACACGUAUAGAGGCAUUCACCGUGCACGGUUAUAUGACGUCAGAUGUUUUGCAAAAUCUUUGAAUGUUUCGCACUGGAAAUGUUGUAACAUUUUGUUUGUUUUGAAAUGUGUUCGAUUAUUUUUUCGUUAUAUUUUCUGUUUUUAUCUUUAGACAUUUUUUUCCUUUCGACACAGGCUCUUUUAAGAAGUAUUAGUUAUGCUUUGUUGGAAAGGUACCCGUUUAUCAUCAUUGCAAUACCAAACAUGUUUAAUCCAUUCUCUCUUAUAAAGAUCUUAUAAUCUUGUUCAUACAGUUUUGUCGUUUCAUUAUUACACUACACCCUAGACGGCUACAGUAAGCUAUCACAUUUAUAUAUAACUAUACACCCUAGACGGCUACAGUAAGCUAUCACAUUUAUAUAUAACUAUACACCCUAGACGGCUACAGUAAGCUAUCACAUUUAUAUAUAAUUAUGUGUUGGAUGCGUGUUAUAAAUGUUUUACUUUUACUUUACGAUCGAUAAUACAUUUGCUUGUAAUACAUUGGCUUAUAAAACAUUUGCUUGUAAUUCUUUUGCUUUGAAUACAUUUGCUUGUAGUACAUUUGCUUGUAGUACAUUUGCUUGUAGUACAUUUGCUUGUAGUACAUUUGCUUGUAAUACAUUUGCUUGUAAUACAUUUGCUUGUAAUACAUUUGCUUGUAGUACAUUUGCUUGUAAUACAUUUGCUUGUAGUACAUUUGCUUGUAAUACAUUUGCUUGCAGUACAUUUGCUUGUAAUACAUUUGCUUGUAAUACAUUUGCUUGUAAUACAUUUGCUUGUAAUACAUUUGCUUGUAGUACAUUUGCUUGUAAUACAUUUGCUUGCAGUACAUUUGCUUGUAAUACAUUUGCUUGUAGUACAUUUGCUUGUAAUACAUUUGCUUGCAGUACAUUUGCUUGUAAUACAUUUGCUUGUAGUACAUUUGCUUGUAGUACAUUGGCUUGUAGUACAUUUGCUUGUAAUACAUUUGCUUGUAGUACAUUUGCUUGUAGAACAUUGGCUUGUAGUACAUUUGCUUGUAGUACAUUUGCUUGUAGUUCAUUUGCUUGUAGUACAUUGGCUUGUAAUACAUUUGCUUGUAAUACAUUUGCUUGUUUCAAUUUUGAAUGUAAUACUUUCGCUUGUAAUACAUUUGUUUGUAAUAUAAUUUCAUGUAAACCAGUAGCAUGUAAUAAAUUGGCUCGUAAUACAUUGGCUUGUAAUCUGCACGCUAGUGAACUUCUGAUAGAACUUUGUUCAAAUGCGCAUGCCUCUCCUGUUUUAUAUUGUAUAUCAUUUGAUGUGCCUUUGAUGUUUAUGUAUUAAAAUUUCCUUUUACAAAAUUCUUAUUUGGUUUCUUUAUAUA